CCGGGAAACUUCUCAUCGCUUCCUGUUUCACGGAGUGUUGUCAAGUGGUGUCCAUUUAAUUGAAAUCAGUAUUAAUAAAGAACGUGGAAGUUUUUACAACUUGCUUGCAUCGCAGGUACCGCAGGUGGCGCUGUGAAGCUACACGUUGGUCUCCAGCAGGUGGCGCUGUGACGCUACCCGUUGGUCUCCAGCAGGUGGCGCUGUGACGCUGUGACGCUACCCGUUGGUCUCCAGCAGGUGGCGCUGUGACGCUACCCGUGAUGCUCGGUUUUUUUUCAAGAUGACUGAUCCCUCCGCGUCGACCGAAGAUACCUGGAACAAAGCUGACCCAACCUACAGUGACAAUGGAUUUGACCCAACUUUCUUUGCAGACUGCACAAGGAAAGGAAGUCUAGGGUCCAGAGCUAACAGCAUUGGAUCUACAAGUGCAUCCUCUGUACCCAACACAGCCGAUUGCAUGACAGACAAUGAUUGUUCUCCAACUGCAGAUGACGAAGACAGUGAUUACCGGCACGAAACGUCUUACAAGGAGUCCUACAAAGACCGACGGAGGCAGGCGCACACUCAGGCAGAGCAGAAAAGACGAGACGCUAUCAAGAAAGGUUAUGAUGAUCUUCAGGCAAUCGUUCCAACGUGCCAGCAACAAGACCACUGUAUCGGAUCACAGAAAAUCAGCAAAUCCACGGUCUUGCAGAAAACUAUUGACUACAUCCAGUUUUUACACAAAGAGAAGAAAAAACAGGAAGAAGAUGUCUCCACUUUAAGGAAGGAAGUCAUGGCACUGAAGAUUAUGAAAGCUAAUUACGAGCAGAUUGUGAAAGCCCACCAGAAUAAUCCCCACCAGGGGAAAGGUCAGGUGUCAGACCUGGUGAAGUUCAGCCUCUUCCAGAACAUCAUGGACUCUCUGUUCCAAUCCUUCAAUUCCACUAUCUCCGUGACGAGCUUCCAGGAGCUCUCUGCCUGUGUCUUCAGCUGGAUUGAGGAACACUGCAAACCGCAGACCCUCCGGGAGAUUGUGGUCGGAGUGCUGCAGCAGGUAAAUAACCAAUUGUACUGAAACAGUGCCGUCCAAGCGAAAGAGGAAACUGAAGUCGUGGGAUACCUCGAUGCCUGGCCAUUUUGAAGAAGAAACGUUUGAGUUCCACAAAGGAACUGGGUGUAUCAUUUUUUUUCUUUCUCUCCAGAUACACAGAUGUGCUUUUAAAAAACAAAAUCUUGCAAAGGCUAUUUUUUUUUUCUUUUUAGCGUUAUGUUAUUUCUCCUUUUUGAAGUAAACUUGUAUUCCAGUUUCUGAAAAGUUUAGUUGGUCGCUUAGUGGUCAAUUGUGACAAACUUGAUCAUUUAGUCCUUAGUUCUGUACUAAGUUGAGUACCAGCUUGUAUAAUUUCCAGUGUUUUUAGUACUAGUAAGUGACAUCUAGCAGACAGGCUUUUUGCAGAAAAUAUUGUUCAUUCUAAAAAUGUAACCUUUUUACCCAGGUUUUGAAGUAUCAGCAGUUGCAACAGCCAUAGUCACUUAUACAAGCCAUAUGAAAAUAGUGCAACCAUUCUUAAUUUCUUUAGUAUCUUAACUGCAGUGCACUCUCAAGAGAAAAGGGAUCCUGUUUGGACCUCAAGUUUCAUUACACUCUUUUUUUUUUUUUUUUUUUUUUUUUUU
Acipenser ruthenus (sterlet) is the source of this 1656-nucleotide messenger RNA. Its product is annotated as max-like protein X. Bases 281 to 1057 code for a protein of 258 amino acids. Gene Ontology annotation, biological process: regulation of transcription by RNA polymerase II. The record is from RefSeq and is a predicted model, not a curated record. Gene Ontology annotation, cellular component: nucleus. Gene Ontology annotation, molecular function: protein dimerization activity; DNA-binding transcription factor activity, RNA polymerase II-specific; RNA polymerase II cis-regulatory region sequence-specific DNA binding. NCBI's taxonomy places the organism in Eukaryota, Metazoa, Chordata, Actinopteri, Acipenseriformes, Acipenseridae. The transcript has 9 exons.